UCGGAAGUGCAGUUUUUUACGCACAGCUGCAUGGAUAAUAACUAAGUAGGCUCUUGUAGCAACUUGCGUGGGUAAUGCAUGCAGGCAUAUGUAGAAGUCUCCGUAGAUUUACAGGUGUUCUUCGCAGAGAAGAGUUAACGCAGCAGGUAAAUUGGUUCGGUUAGUGCGCAGUAUUCGUGAUGCACAGCUCCACAUCGUAUGGGAAGAAUGAAAUCAAGAGGAUUUCGCCGAUUGUAAACAUUAGACCAUGACGAGGUUGGCAAGGUAACGCGUUAAGUCAGUUUCUAAAAAUCAACGUUGCGGAUUCAGACGGGCUGACGGAAAUCAAGAGUUUAUUUGGAUUAGUUGAUGAAGGAACCGAACGAUUACAGCAUGGACGUGUAUUUGUGAUUACAGCUGUCUGGAACUGACAUUCGAGAGCAGAAUUCGUCUAACAUCAGUGAUUCAUUGCUCGGUAAUCUGGAAUUAUCAUCAAUUUAUAGUUGCUUAUCUUGGGUGGUGCAAGCGACAACAAUAUUCUUACAUGCUUACGACUUAUAUUUUUAAUAUUCAAAUACCAUGGCAUAGUGCAGCAGCUAUAGAGUUCAUCAGAAAGUAAGAUCUUUUGCAUCCAAAACCCUGCCAUCAGAAGGAAACAUUUAAACAUGACUGAAAAUGCAUCAGUGCCUGUUUGCCAGAGUGGCUAUAAUCAUAACCGCACUUUGGUCUUGUAUGAUGCCUACAGUGGAAUUCCUGGCACUCUUGCAAUUAAUGCUAUAGCUUUUGUUGUACUACUGCUGCUUUUUACACUGCUGAGAAAAAUUGCUUGGGACUAUGGACGAUUGGCACUUGUCAAUAGGACAGAAGAAAAAAAACAAAUCACAGGAUACAAUGUAUGGACCUCUCUUUUCUACGGAGACCACGAUAAAAGAUCACUUGGAUCUCAGGAAUCAGUCGACACAACAGUCAAUUUACAGGACAAGGGAGUGUUCAGGUGGAUAGUGGCUUUUGUCAUGCUGAAGGAUACAGAUAUCUUUCACAAGUGUGGACGUGAUGCAGUGCAGUACUUGUCAUUUCAGCGCCAUCUUUUGGUUUAUGUAACUGUCAUUACUGUCAUCUCAGUAGGUGUGGUCCUUCCUGUCAAUUUCCAGGGAAAUCUACUUGGCAAUGCUACUGAAUUUGGCCAUACUACUAUUGGCAAUCUGGACUCAGAUUCUCCACUGCUAUGGGUACAUGCAACUUUGGCUGUACUGUACUUUAUCAUUCUUAUCAUCAUUCUUCGUCAUUUCCAUACCAACCUGGAUGUUGAAGAGGAUGAGCAGGUGUCUCGUACCCUUAUGAUUUCCAACAUACCACACAACAAGUGUUUUGCUGAAAACAUUCAGCUGCACUUUAGAGAAGCAUACCCAGAAAUGACAGUGUGUGACAUUCAGUUUGCUUACAACAUCACUGAACUUGUGUCCUUGGACAAGCAGAAAAAGGCUGCCAGAGAAGCUAGGAUUUAUUCAGAAAUGCAGUUGCACAAAACUGGUAAACGACCAGUUAUUUAUCCGUACACCUGUGGUCGCUUUUGCUGCAGCCCCUGUUGUGGAUGCAAAGAGGUGGAUGCCAUUAACUUCUACAUGGAUGAGGAGGCAGAACUACAGCGUGCUUGUGAUGAAGAAAGAGAAAUUGCUCAUAAGACUGCGAUUGGAAUUGCCUUUGUUACUUUUGAGUCUGAAAUGCAGGCUCAGAGAGUGAGGGCAGAUUUUCGUGCAAAUUGCAAAGGUACACACAAUCCUCAGAUGUCCAGCGUGUAUAUGGAGCUGCAUGUUCAGGACUGGCAGGUGCACUUUGCACCCCCUCCUGAGAGCAUAUAUUGGGAGAAUUUGUCAGUACCUGAGUGGAAGUGGUGGACAAAAGCUUUCUGUAUUAAUGGAUUCCUGCUGGUUCUACUAUUCUUCUUGACUACACCAAUCAUGAUUCUUCACAGUCUUGACCUUCUUAACAUAGACAUUAAAAAGCCUGUGGAAGAACACCUACAUAGCCCUCUGCUGGUGCAGUUUUUGCCUACCCUGCUUCUUUGGACUUUCUCUGCCCUUCUUCCAAACUUAGUUUACUAUUCUGACCAGUACAUGGGCCAUUGGACAAAGACAUCUGAACAUCAUGCUAUUAUGCGCAAGACUUUUGUCUUCCUGCUUCUGAUGGUGCUUAUUCUCCCAUCACUUGGGCUUACUAGUGCCCAUGCUUUCUUUGAAUGGGCUGUGAUUGAGGACCAGAAGAAGUUGCAAUGGCAGUGCAUCUUCAUGCCAAGCAAUGGCUCUUUCUUUGUAAACUAUGUCAUCACUGCUGCAUUUAUUGGCACAGCACUGGAACUUCUGCGAUUUUCAGAGCUCUUCAUGUAUGGAAUUAGGCUCUUGAUUGCUCGCUCAAACGCUGAAAAGGCAGCAGUGCGUAAGGCUGUCCUGUGGGAUUUCCAGUAUGGCAUGCAGUAUGCGUGGAUGCUGUGUAUUUUUGCUAUCAUUAUUAGUUACAGCAUCCCAUGCCCAUUAGUUACUCCCUUUGGCCUAGUGUAUCUGGCAUUGAAACACCUUGUGGAUCGUUACAACAUUUUCUUUGCCUACAACUCCUCUAACAUCAAUCGGCACAUCCACAACUCGGCCGUGACUUUUGUACUGUGGUCAGUUAUAAUGCUGCAGAUUUCUGUUACAUUCUUCACAGGUUUGCGGGCAGAGGGCAUGGACCCUGUAUUCAUAUUUUCUUCGGUGGCUCUCUUCAUCAGCAUUAUAAUUUUUGUGGGCCGAUUAAGCUUUGGAUGGUUCAGGCACCUGAGACCAAGCCGAUACAGGGUACACACGACAAGAAUAAUUGAGAUUCAGUCCACUUUUGGAGGACCUGCAUUCUCUGAUCUGCAGCAGUUUGAUGAGGGGGAUGCAUUACCUAUAGAAGCAGAUGCCACUCAGAAGCCAUUUAUUGCUGAAAUAUUGCUGAACCAGGCUUCCCCUGAAAUGCCCAUUUCAUCUUCUCAACAUUCACAUCCUUCAUAUGGAGCCACAGCAGAUACUGCAGAUGUCCAGUCCACAAAUAAUCGGGGUUAACCUAGUAAGCUGCCCUCACACUGAAAUACCUAUUAUUUGUUGUGGGAAAAAAUCUAAAGAAACAUUAACAAUGCCAGAAAAUGACACCCUUAACCAUCAGAUUUCACACCUAAUGCAUUAAGAUGUGCUGAGGCAGUGGAUGCCGACUUGUGGAGACCUCCAAAACCAGCAUUUUAUGAUUUGUUAUUAGAAAAACAUUUCUUUAUCUUGAUAAUAACUUAGCAUGCAGUGUACAUGAAAUCAUGACAUUGUCAGGGAUCCAGCAAGAAAGUGUCAUGGGUGUCAGCAAGAAAAUACAUCUAACAAGCAUGGAGGACAUAAUUUGCUUUGAUCGCUGAGCAGAUAUUUUGUGUUGUUUCGAGGAGCUAAGAAUUGUGAUAAUUGUUGUGUGAUUUAUAUAAUAAAUUUAUCUGUAGUUGCUUCCCUGUUAAAUAGAGCAAAUAGAUACUGCUGUAUCUGUAUAUAAAAUUUUAACUUCUUUUGCUUUUGAAGUUGUAUUUACAUAAAGUUUCCUUUUUUAGGAGUGGGGGUAGGGGUAGAAUUGGGCAUGUGGAUAUUAUUUCACAGUAAACGACAAACUUGUAUUCCAUGAUGAAACUGCUCCACAGGAGAGAAUUGUUUUGAUUUUUGAUAUUGUCUAUUGCAUUUAAUGACCGAAUAUUCCAAGUACUUUGGAUUUUGCUUUUUAUCUUUGGUCAGAAUAUUUUUUUAAAAUUCUCAGUCUUUGCAAAGAAUGUGUAUUUGAAAAAGUCAAAAACGUUUUAGUGUAUAUAUAUAUAUACAAACAUUAGUUGUAUAUUAAUUUUACUGUUUUCGACAUCAUUAUAACAUUAUAUAUUGUUUUUUGUUGUUUUUUAUUUUCUGUUUGCGUGUUUGGAGAUUUUUGUGAUGUGGACAUUAGGCUGUAGAUAUUUGAAACUAUUGUGUUUUGAACACUAGUCAGGAAGUAUAUAUUUAUUAAAUACUCAAAUUUAACACAUCCUUUAAAUUCCGCAUUGUACACAUUCUUCCAGUUUCUUAGGAAAACAACCAAAAAAAGCCCAGCUGUCUUCAUCUUGAAAUUGUGAUGAUGAUUGUGUCAUUUUCCUUGUGCUGUGACAAUAUUUCUUAUGCAUUUGAAGUGACCUUUAAAACUCAAUGAAUGUGAAGACUGCUUAAUGUUAGUGUUGUUUUUACUGUGUACUCGUUUUUCCUUUCUGUGCUUUAAAUGUAAUUUAUUUUUAAGUAAUCUGAAAAUUUUUUUCCCUGCAGUCUAUGGCAGAUUUUUCUGUCAUGAUAAUAAGGUCACAGAUGUCUUAUAAAAGAUUAUAUCUUUUUGUCUUUGUAUAUUUAGCUAAAGCAAUGUGUAAAUGGAUUCGUGCAGUUUAUCAAAGAUCACGAUUAAUACAAUUAUAUAUAUAUAUGAAGUUACAGAUAUAUAAAUGGAUUCCUGAUAUUGGUUAAGAUUAUGGAGGGCAUUAAACUCCUGCUUUCCUAUUGGUGAUGAUUAGCUUAAAUCAUUGGAUUCUGGUGAUUUGGGUGUAUUAUGAGCUAAUUUUGCUUACAACAAUAUUUUGCUUCUUGAUCUUCUCCAUUCAUUUUUGUUUGACUGCACUGCUUUUUCUAGUAUGAACACUUGGCUGGCCAUCCAUAACUGUGGGAUGCUCUAGCCAAUCUCUCUCUCUUACACGAUAAUUUUCAAAUAAUCCCUUCCAUUAAAAUCACUUUCCUAACCUUUACAAAAGCUGAAAUCUGCAUUUGUUUAAAUGCAAGUGAAUGCACACUGUUCUCUGUUUUGUUAGAGGAACCCACUUGGUCUUAGUAGCAUAUUCAAUGUAGUAAGCUGGUUGAUACUGUAGGUGCAAUAUUUUUCAAGUGGUAAAUGCUUUCAGUUGCAAAUAAAUGUUGUUCAUGCUAACCCC
Pomacea canaliculata is the source of this 4957-nucleotide messenger RNA. Its product is annotated as CSC1-like protein 2. Gene Ontology annotation, molecular function: calcium-activated cation channel activity. NCBI's taxonomy places the organism in Eukaryota, Metazoa, Mollusca, Gastropoda, Architaenioglossa, Ampullariidae. The transcript has 26 exons. Gene Ontology annotation, cellular component: plasma membrane. The coding region runs from base 645 to 3056 and encodes 803 amino acids. The record is from RefSeq and is a predicted model, not a curated record.